This is a messenger RNA of Dermatophagoides farinae (American house dust mite), 2447 nucleotides long. RefSeq names its product LIM domain-binding protein 2 Chi. The record is from RefSeq and is a predicted model, not a curated record. NCBI's taxonomy places the organism in Eukaryota, Metazoa, Arthropoda, Arachnida, Sarcoptiformes, Pyroglyphidae.
CUAUCUAUCUCUCUUUUUUCCCCUUGUGUGUAUGUGUAAUAAUAUACAGAAUGAAUGAAUGAAUCACAAGUUGUUCCAAGACGUUGAAAAAUCUUUUUGUAUUCGAAUCUUUUUGGAAAUCUUUGGUCUUUGAUGAAAAAUCACCACCAUUAUAACUAAUUUGAUAUUUUAGAGUUUACGACGAUCGUAAAUUCUUGAAAAGAAAAUAUUUACUUGUCAUUAUAAUUUAUUUCAAAAUCUAAUCUGGAACUGGAACAGUGGUCGCGCCGAAGUUCAACGCCUAUCGUGAACCACAAUUUUAGUGGACCGAUCAGUGCACCCCAACCACCACCACCACAAUUACAACAGCAGCAACCUGGUAGAUCUGGAGGUCCAAGUCCAUCAUGCAGUCCAGGUAUUCCAAAUCAUCCGAAUAAUCUUGGAAACGGUAUCAACAUUAAUAAUAACAAUAAUCCUGCUGGUCCGCCACCACCACAUUCUUCUCAUCAUUCUCCUAUGCUUUGUGGACCACCACCACCGCCACCAAUACCACCACAAAACGGUCCUCCAAUGACGAUGGGACCAUAUAAUCCGGGGGCCAAUUCGAUUCCACAUGUUAUGCAUCAUGCACCACAUUUGAUGCAACAUCCUGGAGGUCCACCGCCCCCACCACCACCUAAUCCAAAUUUACAACAUCCACAUGGAAGACAUACGCCAUUCUACGACAUUAGACAGCCGGAAAAUCGAAUCCAUGAAAUCAAUAAACGUUUACAGCAAAGAAGCGAGGAUUCCGAUAACAUAUGGUGGGAUGGUUUCGCUUCCGAAUUCUUUGAAGAUGAUGCCACAUUGACAGUGACAUUCUGUCUUGAAGAUGGCCCUAAACGAUAUACCAUUGGUCGAACUUUGAUUCCUCGUUAUUUCCGUAGUAUUUUCGAAGGUGGUGUCACGGAAUUUCAGAUAAAUCUUCGAAACUGUAAAGAAUCAUUUCAUAAUACAACGAUUACAGUCGAUUGUGAUCAAUGUACAAUAAUGACCAGCCAUGGAAAACCUAACUUUAAAAUGGGACCUUAUUCACAUGCAUCGAACGAUAUGAUAAAAGAACAUAUGAUGAAAGAGUCGUCGGUUCUUGUUUGCACCGAAGGACGAUUAGUUUUGGAAUUUACUUAUGAUGAAUUACCACGGAUCAAAUCAUGGCAUUUCGCCACCCGAAUGCAUCAUGAAUUGAUUCCAAAAUCAUUGGCACUUCAAGCUCAACAAGAUCCUUCCAUGUUAGAUCAGAUUACCAAGAAUAUCACCCGACAAGGCUUAACAAAUUCGACGCUAAAUUAUCUACGGCUUUGUGUCAUUCUUGAACCGAUGCAAGAAUUAAUGUCAAGACAUAAGGCCUAUUCAUUAUCGCCAAGAGAUUGUCUUAAAACGACAUUGUUUCAAAAAUGGCAACGUAUGGUUGCACCACCCGAGACCAGUAGACCUCCGAGUAAACGAAGAAAAAGAAAAUCUUCAACCAAUACCGGAACUACGACGAAUAGCAAAAAGAAAAAUAAUCAGAACAAUAUGAGUCCAGUUCCACCCCCGUUUACAUUGGCAACACAGGUAGACGUAAUGGUUGUUGGUGAACCGUCGUUGAUGGGUGGAGAAUUUGGUGACGAAGAUGAACGAUUAAUCACUAGAUUAGAAAACAACCAAUAUGAUCCAAAUGCUGCAGCCGGAACGAAUGGACUAGAAGAUGCCGAUGACUUUAAUUCAUUAGGUUCCUCAUCAGGUGGUACUAAUACAACAAAUAAUGGUGGCAAUAAUUCAGCUAAUAUCGGACCAGGUGCAAAUGGUGGCGGCGCCGGAGGUGGUGGCCCACCUUCAUGGCCACCGAAUGGACCAAAUAAUGGCAAUAGUUCAACGAAUUCGAAUACAGGAAAUCUUUCGAACAAUUCGAAUGUUUCAUCUGGAAAUGGAUCAGGUGUGGGACCUAAUCAAGAUCAAUCAAAUCAGAUAAAAUCUGAGAAACAAUCACCAAGUUUAAAUCAAUGAACUAUUACAAACAACCAUCAGCGGCAGCAUCAACAAACACAACAUGCACAUCAUUCAACAAUGUACUCAAUUAAUAAUUCUACACAUUCUUAACAAAUGAAAAGUAUUUCAUGUCAUCAACAUUUAUAAUAUUCCAGUCGCAUCGAUACGAAUUUAUUCUCCUUCAUCAUGUGAUAAUGAUAGUCGAUACCGGAAAAACCUGGAUCAAAUAACACCAAAACAUACACACCGACAUACACUCACACACACACACACACACACAAAGUCUGGGAUUGCUUCAGAUUUUUCAACGAUCAGACGAUUUAUCAAUUUCUCAUUUAUUUAUUUCUAUCUUAUAUUUAUAAAUAUAUUGAACGAAAUAACCUUAUUUAAAACAAAAAACAAUUCCAGCAAAAAUGGCCAACCAUAUUUGGGCAAUCAUUAAAAAAACCUUUUUAUUCAUA